This is a messenger RNA of Sphenostylis stenocarpa, 330 nucleotides long. The record is from the annotation of a GenBank genome assembly. Lineage: Eukaryota; Viridiplantae; Streptophyta; Magnoliopsida; Fabales; Fabaceae.
AUGGUGCCCCACAAUCUUAUUAUGGGAUAUCCAAAUUUACCAGGCUUUGUGACAGCUCAAGGACGAGACUCAGCAGAUGACCCAGGUGGUUUUGUGUUUGAAGGGGGUUCCAUUACAGGGAACGGAUGGGAUGCUUGGAAUGCUGCUGCCAAUGAGUAUGUUUAUAUAGACCAAUCUUUCCGAAUUACAAAGGAGUAUUUGUUGGGACCACUUAUGCUGAAGUUGACUGUAAAGGACCAGAGUUUAAGUACUUCAGAGUUGGAACAAUUUUCUUACGCAUCUUUUAUCGAUGAAGAUGGAUGGAUUGAUAACUUACCAUCAAUAUCCUAG